AGAGUGAGAGCAGACGACAUAGCACGAGCACAUUCACUUGACACAUUGUCGUGCUUGGCAUUCUGCUGUCAAAUAUCCAUGUGAUGCGACGUAAUUUAUUCAACUCGUUGUGAAAUCAUUCUCGUAUUUUGUUUAUUUGGUGCGAUAAGUGUCGAUCUAAAAUGGCGGAUCCAAACAAGGUGAAGCUGUUCAAACAGUACUUAAUUGACACAAAGACUUUCCAAGCGCUUGCCGAAACAUUGUCAUUGUUGCACACAGCUGACCCAAAGCCAGAGAAUCCGAUACAGUUUAUUCGUAAACGUUUGUCUGAUCCGAUUGAUGCCGAAGAAUUUCGAUGUAUGAAACAAAGCCUAGGCAAAUUGAACGAAGACAUGGGUCAAAUGAAGGCUGACGUGACAAAAAUUUCCAACAUUGUGUCAAAACUUCUGCCCAAUCAUGCAACGGAUGUCGAUCAAAACGUGAAUGUUUCGGUGCCAUCGAUGGAAAACAAUGUUGGCGAUAGCAGCCACAUUUCGAUGCUGGACGACAGUUCAUUGAUUUUCGAUCAAACGAAUGACGACGAUUUGAACUCAACCAUGCAUAUCGGUGACGAACCACAUCUCAAUUGCUCGGAUACCGAUGCGGUGGAUUCAUCACAGAGCAAAGAUGCAAUCGAUGAUUCCGCAGAAGGAUUCACAUUGGAAAUUGUUGAAGUUGAUGUGGUGAACAAGAGUUCAAUCGAUCUGUCAAUAGACGAAAAGGCUAUCGAAGAAAUGCAGGUGGACGACAGUAUUUUGGAAGAAUUGGCUAUGACGAGCACACCCGAAACAACCGCAAUAACGGAACCAACGACCGAUGCCAAUUUGGCGGAGCCAUGCGUUAACAUCGAUGAGCUGCCAAUCGUUUUCAAAGAAGAGGAUUCGGAAGAGCCAUUAACAUUGUCGCAAGGUUUUCGCGGUUUCGACAGUCUGGACGUACACGAGUCGAAGAUGCACUUGCCUGGUACAAAAAUUGAUGAGCCACACGGCGAAGAAACGUUGACAGAAGAGCCUGGCACAGAAAUGGUAGUGGAAACAUCUGAAGUACACGAUGAGCCGAAAAUCGAACAGGUUGAAUCGCCAAAGUCACACGCCACGGAGACAACAGAAGUUGACAUUGCAAACGCAUCGCAAGAUGUAGCAACGAUUGGAUCGGAAAUACCCACCGAAAAUGAGGCACCCAUCGAAACUAAGACAGCCAUUGAAACUAAGGCAUCCAUCGGAUUGAAGGCAACCGUUGAAACUGGAACACUCAUUGAAUCCGAAGUACCGGCCACAGAUCCAAUCGACGAAAUCGUCGAAGGUAUUUUGAGCAAAGUAGAAGACGUAAUGGAAAUUGGCGAAAUCGUAGCCGAAGCAGUCAUCGCUCGAGCAGACGGGUCAAACAUUGCAACGAACGAAGUAGCCGAGAGCUUAGAUGAAACGGGUGGUGAUGGAUGUGCCGUCGUUUGCAUUGCCAUGCCAAAAGAUGACCCAGAAACGCAGCUCUUCCUAUCCUAUUCGUAGGACCAUACUUUCAUCAUUCCCAUUUCAUUUUCAUUACAUUUCGUUAUCUACUUAAACCCGUAUUACAUCUCAAAAGGCAACCAACAUUCCAACUUUUGGAAAACAGUGAAAUUUACUAAAACUAGAAUAGUAACGAUAAACUGUUAUUCGGAAUCAAAAUCUUAGAUUCAAACGAAUAUUAAGCAUUGAAUGCUCUCCAAGUAUAAUUCAUCAGUCCAAUGAAUGGAUACAUACGAUUUAAAAUACUAAGAACAUAUUAUGACAAUAAAGUAUUCACAAAUUGCUCCAAAUUUGAACAAAA
Molecule: messenger RNA, 1824 nt
Organism: Sitodiplosis mosellana (orange wheat blossom midge)
Lineage: Eukaryota; Metazoa; Arthropoda; Insecta; Diptera; Cecidomyiidae
Exons: 5
Coding region: 162-1523 (453 amino acids)
Source: RefSeq, a predicted model, not a curated record